AUGGCUGCUCCAGAAAGUCCACAGUCGACUCACUCCGGCUCUUUUGAGCCUGUAGAUUUGCUCACAGAGCCCCAAUCCCUCGCGCGGGCAGUACACGCACGCCGCCCCGAGUACCUUCGGCCGCACAAGAUUCGGGUCAAGAUUGGCACCUGGAACGUCGCGGCGUGCACUGGGACAGACAAAGAUCUUGAAAGGUGGUUUGUUGGUGGCCAAGGGAUCGAUAAGCACUUUGCCACCUUGGACCUGUCUCGAAAUCCUGCUGUCGCACACCCUGAUUCUGCCGGUGACGAGGACGACCCCGACGCUGUCCGUCUUCUUGGCGGCAACGAUAUUGGGCUGUAUGUUUUGGGCUUACAGGAAGUUGUGGAUUUGAACGCUACCAGAGAGUACAUGAAUCGGGCCGUCAAUGUCGACAGCUCGCCGGUUGGCAAGUGGCAAGCUGCGCUGGAAGCUGCUAUGCCCCCGGGAUAUCAACGCAUCAUGUCGGAGCAAAUGACCGGCUUGCUCCUCUUGAUUUAUGCAUCUCCAGAGGUCGCUCCAACCAUAACCAACGUGAGCACGAAACAGGUCGGCACCGGUCUCUUGGGAUAUUUUGGGAACAAAGGCGCCGUCACGUCUCGCCUCGUUCUUGGAGAAACAACUCGCAUGGUAUUUGUCAACUGCCAUUUGGCUAGCGGCGCUGGCUCCAGCUACUUGGAUCGAAGAUGUUGGGAUGUUGAUCAGAUUCUUGCCAAGACGAAAUUCGAUCCUGUAGUGCAUGCUGGUGUUUCCGAGGACGACGGCGAGACGAUUGGUGACGAAGAUUUUGCAUUCUGGUUCGGUGACCUGAAUUUUCGACUCGACGGACUUCCCGGCCAUGAUAUCAGGAGAUUGCUAACGCUCCACACAAGAGGGGAGUACGCUUUGGGCGACGACCAUACACCUCGGCCCCCAGAAGGCGAGGGGAUAAUUGUAAUGCGAGACUCUGAAAGCGAUGACGAUACCACGAUGAGGUCUUCACUUCACUCACGAGAUCAGAGUUUCGAUUCUGAAACCACACUUCCGGAUCCUGGUGAUUUCCCAGAAGACCCGAGCCAGGACCCAACGUCUCUUCAAGCGACACUGGACUCACUCCUCCCUCACGAUCAACUUCGGCGAAUGAUUGCACAUCGCAAGGUAUUUCACGACGGAUGGAGGGAAGGGCCCAUUACAUUUUUGCCGUCCUACAAAUACGACGUUGGAACUGUGGGACUCUUUGAUUCUAGUGAAAAACAACGAGCCCCGAGCUGGUGCGACCGAAUUUUGUAUCGAACACGGAGGGAUAAACAAGCCUUUGACGCCAAAUUGGCCGAAGAGAUAGCGGCUAAGAAAAAGGACGAGGAAAUGAAAUCCAGAGGUAUAGAUGAGGACGACGACGUUCUCUUCAGCUAUGACCCCGACACAGACGGGGACGAGCAAGCUGAGGUGGCUGCGUAUGACUACGAUGAGUACGACGAAGCACAGGAUGAUAUCCCCAGAGAAGUUGUGACAAAAGAGGGCUACGUGGACCGGAUUGCUCUUGACAUUUAUACGUCACACCAGCGCAUUACGUCGUCAGACCACAAACCCAUCAUCUCCGUCUUCUCCCUUGAAUAUGACGCAGUUGUGCCAGAGUUGAAAGCAAAAGUUCACGCCGAGGUCGCCUGGGAGCUUGACAGAGCUGAAAACGAAGGGCGCCCGGCCAUAACUAUUGCCAUGGAAGGGGGCAAGUCGGGUAAUGAGAAUACUGUUGACUUUGGCGAUAUUGGGUUCUUGGAGAGAAAGUCGUCUGUUUUUACAGUUGCGAAUACUGGCAGUGUCCCAGCAAGCCUUUUAUUUAUCGAGAGUCCCACCACGGAUGAGGUCGAUUCGACAUCAUUGACUUGGCUGACCACAUCGUUUCUCCACCCAGACGAUGAUGAAGCCAGCGAUUUGGGCAAAGAAGUCACGCUAGAACCUGGAGAGACUGUCCUGGCACAUGUUCAAGCCCAAGUCUCCGAUAUUUCCUAUCUCCGCGCCUUAAAUGAUGGCCAUGCCAAGAUGGAGGAUGUUUUGGUGCUUCGGGUAGAGGACGGCAGAGACCAUUUUAUUCCGGUCAAAGGUGUCUGGCUGCCAACUUGUUUCGGACGUUCCAUUGACGAGCUCAUCAGAGUGCCUGACGGAGGCAUACGAAAGUUUCUAGCUGAGAAGGAUAUCAAAGGGGCCAUUCCCUAUGAUUCCGACAUUCGAUGCUCAGCUCCGAAAGAAAUUUUCAAGUUGACAGAGGCAAUCCAGACAUUGGUGGAAAGGUGUGUUGCCGAUGAAGCAAUGUUGGAAUCCAUGACUCUGCCUCGGGAGCCGGGUUGGCCUUUUGAUUCGUCUACUUGGACACCCGGUUUGAAAGAACAGGAUGAGACGAAAGCCGACCUCGUGGCAGCUUUGGAUAACGACUCUUCCAUUACCGAGGUAUUGCCAGUAGAACUCUCUUCUCCACAUAAAUUGGAACUGCUAUCUUCGAUAUUACUGUUGUUUUUAGCUUCAUUAACGGACGGCCUCGUUCCUCCGAUCCUGUGGGCCAAACUGUCCACGUCAUUCCCGAAUUUGACGUCUCUUGCCCCCACGGCGUGGGCUGACACAAAGAUGCAUAUUCUCGAUAUAUUUUCUUCCGCGCCUAAUCAUAAUAUUGCUUUUGUCUUUUUAACUUCUACACUGGCCCGCGUAGCUACAGAGCUGAGUCCAGCAACGUCAGAACCUCUCUUGCCGGGUCUAAGUCGACGAUUCAAUUUCAGACGGGGAGAAGACGACAGCGAGAAGAAAAGGAAAUUACGGGAACGGAAAUAUGCUGAAAUCAUUGCUCCUCUCGUAUUCCGGACAAACGAUAGAGAUAAGACGGUGAAGGAAAAAGAACGGAUUGUUGUUGAGAUAUUCUUGAGCCGCGAGGCUGGAGGUUAG
Metarhizium brunneum ARSEF 3297 is the source of this 2928-nucleotide messenger RNA. It is a transcript of the gene Synj1, whose product is annotated as Synaptojanin-1. Gene Ontology annotation, molecular function: phosphatidylinositol-4,5-bisphosphate 5-phosphatase activity. Gene Ontology annotation, biological process: phosphatidylinositol dephosphorylation. NCBI's taxonomy places the organism in Eukaryota, Fungi, Ascomycota, Sordariomycetes, Hypocreales, Clavicipitaceae. The record is from RefSeq and is a predicted model, not a curated record.